This is a messenger RNA of Phoenix dactylifera (date palm), 1745 nucleotides long. The record is from RefSeq and is a predicted model, not a curated record. Lineage: Eukaryota; Viridiplantae; Streptophyta; Magnoliopsida; Arecales; Arecaceae.
AGAAUGGUAGAUAUAGUAUUAGGAAGUGAUUUCCUAUGUUUCUUUUGCAAGCCUAUUAGAGAUAUUAUGCUUCUCUCUGAAUUUCUUCUUUACUAAUACUAGUGAAGAGAUGAAAAUGGGGUUUCUUUGAUUUCUUAUGUUUCUUAUGGAGAUCAAUCUGGGUUUGAUUGCAUCGGUGGCUGUCUAUCGUGUACUCUGAUUUUUGUCUUUUAUUUUAGUAGCCAAGGAGAGGAUUUUUCUUUAGUUUGAUUUUGGUUCUACUAAUGUGCUUCUCCUAUUCCUAUCUAAUUGUUCUUAUUGUAGUAGUAACAAAGAUUUGAAAUGGAAUUUUGAUGCGAUACCCUUUCUACAUCCUAGAUAUCUGUACGAGUCCAAUAAUGAUCGUGGCAACAUGUUCUCUGCUUAUUUGAUUGUUCAUUCUUAGUAGGCAUGGAGUGCCAGGCAUGAAAUUAAGAUGUGAUUCUUUCUGUUUCUUCUAGGUUUUUGUUAUAUAGCAGCAAUAAAAUGUUGGAGUUUGUAUUUCGAUAUGACAUUCUCAAACUCCUCUAGUCAUUUGUGUGCAUGCAAAUGGACAGAUGCGACCAUUGAAGUAGCUGCUUAGCUUGUUGAUCAGUUUACUGUUGGAUAACUUGUCAGUGUUUCAUAUAUGAACAGAACUGACAUGUCAGUUUGAACAAGCAACAGUUUAAAGUAAUUGCCAAAAAUGUCAAUCCUGUCGAAGCUCCGUUGUAUCACUGUAGAUGUCACUGGUACUCUGAUAGCUUACAAAGGCCAACUUGGGGACUACUACUGCAUGGCAGCCAAGUCAGUAGGGUUGCCCUGCCCUGAUUACAAACGCAUGCAUGAAGGCUUUAAGGCAGCAUACACUGAAAUGGCAAAACGAUACCCAUGUUUUGGCUAUGCAGCAAAAAUACCAAAUGUUGAUUGGUGGAGAUCAUGUGUCAAGGACUCUUUUAUCAGGGCAGGCUAUGAAUAUGAUGAUGAGACAUUUGAGAAGGUGUUCAGACGCAUAUAUGCAUCUUUUGGUUCUUCUGCACCCUACUCAGUAUUUCCCGACUCUCAGCCCUUCCUGAGAUGGGCACGUCAAAAAGGCCUCAUUGUUGUCAUUGUCAGCAAUGCAGAAUACCGGUAUCAGGAUGUCAUCCUUCCUGCCUUAGGACUGAAUCAGGGAUCAGAAUGGGACUUUGGCGUGUUCUCGGGCCUCGUGGGUGUUGAAAAACCAGACCCGAGGAUAUAUGAGAUUGCACUGGAGAAGGCUGGAAAUAUAGCACCAGAAGAAGCACUUCACAUUGGGGACAGCAUGCGCAAGGACUACAUCCCAGCCCGCAGCGUGGGAAUGCAUGCUUUGCUUGUGGAUAGAUUUAGGACACCAGAUUCGGAGAAUUGGAGACAGUCUGGUGCUCUUGUGUUUCCUGAUCUUGUGGCUGUUCAGGAUUGGCUCACCAAGGAAGAAAUGAUUGCAGCUGGCCAAAAAGCCUAGCAAUCUAUAGGUACUGGUAGAAUUGGUCCAACACCUCUAUAAAUGAAGAAUGCUAUUUCUUUUUUCCUAUUUUUACUUUUUCAUUUUUGGUCUCUUUUGGGACAUGAUGUGCCCAUGUAAUCGAGGUGGUUAUGACAUUUUUGAAGGAGAGAAAACCACCUGUAAGGGAGACCUGACUCCUGCAACUGAUAACAUCCCUAUGAGAUACUUAUCCAAGGAUUUCUGAAGAGAUGAAUCAUAAUUACAAACCAUGUCAGUUUUCUUU